AUGUGCCACGCGAUUUCCGAACCCACCAUUCGCUCCAACGUCAAACAAAGACAACCGGCCAUGUCUACGACAAUAUUCGAAGACGCAGCUCCUCGCGCUUCAAGCCCUCAAUCCCAAGCAGGUACUGACUCGGCUUCAAUUUCCGUAAGGUCCCGAAAAGAGGGCAGAAAGACCAGUUCUUAUGUCGAAGAAGAAAAGGAUUUGGGAUUACCUGUUCUGGGAGGCUGGCCGCUUGGUUCGACUGUGUUUGCGCUAUGCUUAGCUCUGCUCCUUGCAACACUAGAUACUACCAUCAUCUCGACCUCGUUGAUCACGAUCGCUUCCGACUUUGGCCACUUUGAUCAAGCAAGCUGGAUUAUUGUGUCUUAUUUGCUCACUUAUUCUGGUUUUCUCCUCAUAUUCACUCGAUUGAGCGAUGUCUUGGGCAGAAAACCUGUGUUGAUGUUUUCAAUUCUCAUGUUUCUUUUCUGGUCAAUCGGAUGCGGCUUCUCACAAACACUCAAACAACUUAUUGUCUUUCGGGCUUUACAAGGUAUAGGUGGGGCUGGAAUCUAUGCGCUUGCUUAUGCAUCUGUUCUGGACGUGGUACCAUUUAGGCUCGUUAGCGCAGCAUCAGGAGCUAUCUCAAUGAGCACCGCUUGUGCAAGCCUCUUGGGUCCUGUCCUUGGCGGAGUUAUUACCUCGAAUACCACUUGGAGGUGGGUCUUUUGGAUCAACAUCCCCUGUGGAGUCCUGGUCACUGUCUGCGUCGCUUUCCUGUUUCCAACUGAAACACAAUCAAGGAAACUUGGAAAGCCGGCGUUGCAACAGAUCGACUGGCCUGGGAUACUUCUCUCGCUCACCGGAUCUUCACUGUUGGUUAUCUCUUUGGAAGAAGGAGGUGUUCACUUCUCCUGGCGAAGCUUGUUUGUGGUGUUGAUGCUUGUCGGAUCGGUACUCUGUUUUGUAGGCUUUGGCAUAUGGGAGUAUGUUCUGACACCCAGAGAAGCAAGCAUGAAGAUGCUGCCUCUCUUUCCGACAAGACUCAUAUCUAGCAGGGUCGUUGCAGCGACUCUUGGGACUGUAUUCUUCACUGGCUUUCCCUUUGUGGUCACCAUCAUGGCCCUACCACAACGCCUUCAGAUCGUCAAUGGCGACAGUCCCGAGAACGCGGGUCUUCACAUGCUCCCACUUAUUGGUUCGACCGCUUUGGGCGCGAUUCUGACUGGCACGAUUACUGGCAAAUUCAAUGUCGCCUGGCACUUAUUGGUGUCUUCGAACGUACUCAUGACAGUUGGUUGUGGACUCAUGUCGACCUUACCCACAGAUAGUGAGAUCGCCAAUCUCUGUUAUCUUUAUCAAAUUAUUCUCGGCUUCGGUUUUGGUCUCACCAUGGCCAGUUCGAUGGUUGUCAUUCGCACCGAAGUGGCUAUGAAAGAUAACACUGUGUCUUUGGGCGCCGUCACACAACUACGACAACUCGGCGGUGUUAUCGGUCUCGCUGUGACGCAAGCCAUCCUGAAUGGCAAUUUCAGAUCGCAACUCGCCAAGUUCUUAUCCGAUGAGGAGCUGAGAUCGGUCAUGCUGUCAACAGCUAACAUCGCAAACCUUAGUGAUUCACAUAGAGACUUGACUUGCCGCGCGUACGGAAGAUCUUCGAACGCCCAGAUGCGAGUCGUUACCGCGUUCGCGGGUGCGGCCGUCUUGGUGAGUAUGUUUGCUCGACAAAAUGCUCCACGAGACCGCAAAGCUCUCGAAGCGGAGCGUGUCGCAUUUCACACUGGUCGAACCACGUCAGUCGAGCUGCAUAGUGGCUCUGUCACACGCAUCAACCUGGUUCAUGCACGACUGGUCAGCAAGACUGAGACAUCCAGUGCCCCAUCUGUCGUCGAUUGUGGCGAUUUGAUUGAGACGACAUCGUCGCGGAGAGAGUCUAGCCACUCGCUUCCGAUUCAUAGUCGUACAGCUUGAUUACCAUAUUGAAGUUGAGUUUCUCUUUUUCAGCGUAUGAAAGAGUCAAGACAGUCAACCACUAAGUCAGAUAGAAAAAUGAAUUAAUGACUCGCGUGAAAAUCAUCUGAGC
Molecule: messenger RNA, 2062 nt
Organism: Aureobasidium subglaciale EXF-2481
Lineage: Eukaryota; Fungi; Ascomycota; Dothideomycetes; Dothideales; Saccotheciaceae
Exons: 6
Coding region: 1-1950 (649 amino acids)
Biological process (GO): transmembrane transport
Molecular function (GO): transmembrane transporter activity
Source: RefSeq, a predicted model, not a curated record